CAAUGACUACUACGAAAACUGUGCUGUUGGAUUUUAAGAAAUUUUAUUUAAGAGAUAUGCGGUUGUUGAAUAAUCUUGGCGUGUAUGUACCAGUGGAAAAAAAGAAAUACCCCAUGUUCUUUGCAUUUUAUUGUUUUAUGGUAUUUUUCUUUUUUAUGGGUAUACUAAAUGGAGCCCAAUACUUGUACACUUUUAUCAAUGCUCAAAGUAUUCGCGAUUUUGCAGGUACUGGAUAUGUAGCAAACAUUUGUUCGAUGGCCAAUGUAAAAGCUUAUUAUAUAUUUAUUCAAAGAAAACAAGUUAUGCAAAUUUUCGAUGACCUCAACUGCCAAAGAUUUCAACCAACAACAGAGAAAGCCAAGAAGAUAGCCCAAAAAGGAUUAGACUUCUAUUAUAAGGCAAACGUGUUCCUUACUGCCAUAUCGGUAGUGGCUUGCACGUUUUCAGUGACAACUCCAAUAUUUUAUCCUAAAAAUGGCGGUCUACCCUUUGCGACAUGGUAUCCCUUUAAUGUGUCAUCUACACCUAUACACCAAAUCGUCUACCUUCACCAGACCAUAGCAGUGUACUAUAAUACUCUAAUCAACGUCAGUGGCGAUUUGCUGGUGGCUGGUUUGAGUACGUUUAUCGGUGUUCAGUGCGAUUUGCUAUGUUACGAACUCGUAGAAGGUCGAAGUGACUCCUUGGUCGAUUAUAUCACGUAUCAUCAGGAAAUUGUUAAGUUAACGCAAAAAUCGGAACAAAUCUUAAGCAGAAUAUAUUUCUUUCAGUUCUUUGCAACAACAACUGGAUUAUGUAUGACCCUAUUCUUAAUAACCUUGGUCGAGCCUAAUACUGUUGAGUUCCUGUUCUUAGUGAUAUACCUAGCAGCUAUUUUCAAUUUAUUAUUAAUUCCAACCUUGUUUUCUUCUGAACUAAGACGAAAG
This is a messenger RNA of Diabrotica virgifera virgifera (western corn rootworm), 926 nucleotides long. RefSeq names its product odorant receptor 43a-like. NCBI's taxonomy places the organism in Eukaryota, Metazoa, Arthropoda, Insecta, Coleoptera, Chrysomelidae. Gene Ontology annotation, cellular component: plasma membrane. Gene Ontology annotation, biological process: sensory perception of smell; detection of chemical stimulus involved in sensory perception of smell. Gene Ontology annotation, molecular function: odorant binding; olfactory receptor activity. The record is from RefSeq and is a predicted model, not a curated record.